Messenger RNA from Owenia fusiformis, 493 nucleotides. The record is from the annotation of a GenBank genome assembly. NCBI's taxonomy places the organism in Eukaryota, Metazoa, Annelida, Polychaeta, Sabellida, Oweniidae.
CUGCUAUCCCAGAAUGCCGUACUCUCAUCAAAUCUCGCCCUUUUCCGCCGCCAUACUUAUAUCGCCAAAAUGGUGCGAAUGAAUGUAUUGGCCGAUGCUCUCAAGUGUAUUUGUAAUGCUGAAAAGAGAGGCAAACGACAAGUCCUGAUCAGGCCAUGUUCAAAGGUCAUUGUCCGCUUUCUGACUGUGAUGAUGAAACAUGGUUACAUUGGAGAGUUUGAGGUGAUUGAUGACCACAGAGCUGGUAAAAUUGUAGUCAACCUAACUGGGAGGCUCAACAAGUGUGGUGUAAUCAGCCCCAGGUUUGACAUUGCUAUGAGGGACAUGGAAUCCUGGACCACCCGCCUCCUUCCAUCCAGACAGUUCGGGUUCAUCGUAUUGACCACAUCUGGAGGUAUCAUGGAUCACGAGGAGGCCAGGAGAAAACAUUUAGGAGGAAAAAUCCUGGGAUUCUUUUUCUAAAUGUAAAAAAGCUGUAAAAAUGAAUAAAAAA